Molecule: messenger RNA, 1949 nt
Organism: Theobroma cacao (cacao)
Lineage: Eukaryota; Viridiplantae; Streptophyta; Magnoliopsida; Malvales; Malvaceae
Gene: AHG1
Product: Protein phosphatase 2C family protein
Biological process (GO): protein dephosphorylation
Molecular function (GO): cation binding; protein serine/threonine phosphatase activity
Source: RefSeq, a predicted model, not a curated record
GGCGGAACCAAAUGAUGGUCAGAAACGGGUAGCGUCGGGCAACAAGGGCAGCUGCGCAUGAAGCUGGCUUGCCCUGAAGAAGGCUUUCGCGAGAAACAGAUCAAAACGCUACACGUUGCCUUUUUCUCUCAUACGUUUCAAAAAACACCUUGUUCCUCUCUUUUCCCACCUCUAUUUCCCCUUUUCUUUUAUUUUUAUGCUUUGUUCUCCGUUUAUUACUAAAUGUUUCGCCGGAGAUGAUCGGCAGUUGUGAUGAGAAGCUACGGGGAAAUUUUUAUUGGAUAAUACUCAGUUGGACGAGAUGUUCGUUAUUUACUGAGAACUUUCAAUGACGGAGGUUUAUAGGAGAAUGCUGAGCGAAGACGAUGAUGAUUCGCCGGCCAAGUGCCGGCAACGACGGCGCCGGAGGAUCCAGAUGAGGAGGCUUGCGGCAAUUUCAGUGUCUAGUACGGCGGCGUUUCCGAGUCAGAGACAAAGGGAGGAUCAUGCAGAGAGCUCAGGUUGCUUUCCGGAGGGGAAGCGACUACGUAUGGGGGAGGCCAGCGGUCUGCUAGCGACUGUCACCAUGUGUACUUUUUCCGGCGAGGAGGUUGAGCCGACGGCCGGGGAGCGGAAAGUGACUAUGACGAAUGGGCCUGUGUUCGGGACGAUGUCGAUUUCUGGGAGGUCACGUGAGAUGGAGGAUGCCAUUUCUGUACGGACCAGCUUCUGCCGGCCCGAUGUUAAUCUUAAAAGACCUGUGCAUUUCUUCGCUGUUUAUGACGGUCAUGGUGGCCCUCAUGUGGCAGCACUGUGCAGGGAAAAGAUGCACGUGUUCGUAGAGGAAGAGUUGAUGGGCGUGAAGUGCACAGGAGAGAGCGAGUGUGGGAGAGACAGCAGCUCACAAGAGGAUGAGCACGAAGAGAGUUGGAGAAGAGUGAUGAAGAGGAGCUUUGAGAGAAUGGAUGAGGUGGCAAUAAGCACUUGCGCAUGUGGGAUUGUGGGGCACCAGUGUGGGUGCCACUCAAUGGAGGUGGCCCUCGGUGGGUCCACCGCCGUGGUGGCCCUGUUAACGUCGGAGCACAUCGUGGUCGCAAAUUGCGGGGACUCACGCGCCGUCCUCUGCCGCGGCGGGAAGGCCGUACCUCUAAGUGUCGAUCACAAGCCGGACAGAUCAGAUGAGCUUGCACGAAUUGAAGCUGCCGGAGGUCGGGUUGUCUUUGUAAAUGGAGCACGAGUUGAAGGCAUUCUUGCUAUGUCUAGGGCAAUAGGAGACAAAUACCUGAAACCGGUUGUAACAUCAGAACCCGAGAUAACAUUUACUAAGAGAGAACCAGAGGAUGAGUGCUUAAUUCUUGCAAGUGAUGGUCUGUGGGAUGUUCUGUCUUGUGACUUGGCUUGUGAAGUGGCUCGCGAAUGUCUUAAAGAAGGAAGUAAUAGUGCUACUGCUUCUGCAUUGAACCUCAAUGCAGGACCGAACAAAGAAGAUGAAGGGGCUGAAACAUUGUAUCCAUCUCGAAGUGUUCUUGCUGCUGCACUGCUUACUCGCCUAGCUUUGGGACGAAAAAGUUCUGAUAACAUUAGUGUCAUUGUUGUUGAUCUAAAGGAAAGUUGAGGAGAAACAGAGCUGAGGAAACGCAAUGUAUUACCUUGGAAAUGCCCAUUAGUGUCAAUGUAUUUCAUAUGAACCUGGUAAAUGUCUCAUGAUGAUAAAACAUGCACAGAUAAUUGUAGUUGCAGAGUAAUAUCCUUGCAUAUGUAUCAUAGAAUUGAAAUGACUCUGAUUUUAUGAUAGGAUAUGAAAUGGCAAAGGUUGAGAGAUGCAUAUGGAAUUGUCCUUAUAUCCUGAGAGAGCCAUAUGAUCAUAACUUCAUAAUGGAAGGUGUAGCUGCUUCAAAUUGUAACAAUAUCUGCAACCUAACCAACUGAUGAGUCUUGAUUUUUGGGUGCCUCAUCAUGGUACCAAACAA